AUGGAAGGCGUACCUAGGUUGCCGAUGAUAAAUUUUGAUCUCAAAUUAUCAACGAAGCAUGUUGAGUUCUCUUCCGCAAUCCAAAACUUUAUAUCAGAAAACUAUUUAGAAGAUGCUGAAAAAUUUAACAGGGAAUGUUUGGAAAUAGAAAAGUUAAGAGAACAAGCUACAUCAGUUUCACUGGAUUUUAUUGGCUGCAGUUCAUUAAAGAAAUAUUUUUGUCAGAUCGAGUUCCUCCUGAAUAGGUUCCUCAUAAAAGAUGGAGGAGAUGCAUUUAAUAUUAGCUUCUCAUGGGAAGAUUCCAUGGCAAGACGAGAGGUCACACAUAAUGAUAUAAGAUAUGAACAGGCUUGCAUUUUGUUCAAUGUUGGAUCUUUACAUUCUAAACUUGGGAGUAUGGAGAACAGAUUGAGUCCAGAAGGAAUGAAAGUAUCAUGCACACAUUUUCAAUGCGCGGCAUGGGCGUAUCAACAUCUGGCUGAUAAAUUUGAAAGUUACGGCAGUGCUGAUUUCAACAGAGAUUUGUUGGCUUCAUAUGCAACUGUUAUGUUGGCUCAAGCUCAAGAAUGUAUAUUAGAGAAAUCAAUGACAGACAAUCGAAAAAGCUCAAUCACAGCCAAGGUUUCUGCUCAGAUUGUUGACUACUACAAACAGGCUAUAAAACAUUUGGAUGCCUUCGUGAACUCAACAUCGAUUAACAAUAAACAGACAAAGGAAUGGAAAAAGCGAAUGCUUCUUAAGUUGAGUUUUUACGAUUGCAUAACGUAUUAUUAUGCUGGCUUGCAAGCUGAGGAGGCAAGCCAGUGGGGGCAGAGGUUGGCCUAUUUGAAGGUUUCCACGGACAAGUUGCAGGAACUCAUGAAAAAUAAUAAACUGGAGGACCAGGCAGUGGAUGAAUCAUUGAAGUUCAUGGUCGAUGUCAUUGGCGGAAAAUAUAACAUUGCAAAAAAAGAUAACGAUUUCAUCUACCAUGACAAAGUUCCAGAUGAAGAAAAUCUUUCGGAGAUUAAAGGAGCCUCGCUGGUCAAGGGCAUUCCCCUGAAUGUUGAUGAUCCCGGUAUCUCAGGGGCAGAUAUAUUCAUGAAGCUGGUACCAUUUAAGGUGCAUCAAAUAUCUUCAAUGUAUAGUGAAGAAAAAGCGAAAAUUCUCAGAAAAAUUGGUCAGGAAGUUGAAGAAAAAGAUGAAGAGAUGAAAAACUUCCUUAAUGUCCUGCAACUGACGACUUCUGAUUCCAUCUCGCCGCCUGCGUUCACCAUUCCCGAGAGUCUUCUGGAGAAAUGUGCCUCUCUAAGCGUCAGACCUGAUGCCAUCAAGGACCUGUCCAAUGCCAUGAUGGCGCUGUCUAGUCGAUCAACCGAUGUGGAAGGUGAUUUGAAUGCGACAAUCAAAAUAGUUGAUGGUGUAGAGCAAGGCAUUCAGGAUAUUUUGGACAAGCAUGGAAUUAAGUUGGAUGGAUUAAAUGAAUGUAACGUCAUUCGAGAUGAGUGUUCGAAGAUGAAUGAUGUUCUAAAAGGUGCUUCACAAUCCAAUGAAGAGCUGCACAAGUUGAUGCAAUUUCACAUCUCCAACUUGAAGCUGCUCUGUGGCUCUGUUGAGGAACUCAUGCAGAUCGCUGCAUCACACCAGUACAAACCAUGUACGAUUUAA
Molecule: messenger RNA, 1647 nt
Organism: Helobdella robusta
Lineage: Eukaryota; Metazoa; Annelida; Clitellata; Rhynchobdellida; Glossiphoniidae
Exons: 14
Coding region: 1-1647 (548 amino acids)
Biological process (GO): protein transport to vacuole involved in ubiquitin-dependent protein catabolic process via the multivesicular body sorting pathway; endocytic recycling; early endosome to late endosome transport
Cellular component (GO): endosome
Source: RefSeq, a predicted model, not a curated record